Messenger RNA from Solanum lycopersicum (tomato), 3568 nucleotides. RefSeq names its product aconitate hydratase, cytoplasmic. Gene Ontology annotation, cellular component: cytosol; mitochondrion. The record is from RefSeq and is a predicted model, not a curated record. Lineage: Eukaryota; Viridiplantae; Streptophyta; Magnoliopsida; Solanales; Solanaceae. Gene Ontology annotation, biological process: tricarboxylic acid cycle; citrate metabolic process. Gene Ontology annotation, molecular function: aconitate hydratase activity; 4 iron, 4 sulfur cluster binding; iron-responsive element binding.
CCCCCUCCUUCCAUUAUAUAAAAAAACGAAAAAACACCAUAACGCAUAAUUAGCCAAGCUUUUUUUAUUUUAGCUCCAUUUGAUGUGCCGCAGCUUCGGCACUGUCCUUUACCAUAUCAGUAAUCAAUAAUUCAAAUCGCCAUAUCUUCUUCGUCACUAUCUUCAUCUUCUUCCUCAUCAGCAAUUUCCCUUUUUUUGUUUGGGCACACAACCCUAGGAGGUUACCAUUGAAUGUGAUUUGAGAAAAAAAAAAACUAUAUAUAUACAUAUUGGGAGUCAUGUAUAGUAAUACAGCUCGCAAGUACUCUUCUUCUGCUGCUUCUUCAUUAUUGAGAGCAUCUUCUUCUGUUACAAGGCCGCUUGCUUCAACUUCUACUGCUGCUCACGCGCCUUGUCGUGCUGGUGCUGCUUCUGGUAAUCAGCAGCGUUAUUCAUCAACGCUUCGGUCUCUGCGUUGCUCUGUGCCGAGGUGGAGUCACGGUGUUGAUUGGAAGUCUCCGAUCAGUCUUACUGCUCAGAUCAGGACUGCUGCCCCUGCUCUCAACGGGUUUCAUCGGAAACUAGCUACCAUGGCUGCAGAGAACCCAUUUAAGGGAAUCCUCACUGGUCUUCCAAAGCCCGGAGGUGGUGAAUUCGGAAAGUUCUAUAGCUUACCUGCGCUCAAUGAUCCCAGGAUUGACAAGCUACCAUACUCUAUCAGAAUUCUUCUCGAAUCAGCAAUCCGUAAUUGUGACAACUUUCAAGUGAAAAAGGAAGAUGUUGAGAAGAUUAUUGACUGGGAAAAUUCUGCACCUAAGCUUGUGGAGAUACCCUUCAAGCCUGCCCGUGUCUUGCUGCAGGAUUUUACUGGUGUACCAGCUGUGGUGGACCUUGCUUGCAUGCGUGAUGCCAUGAACAACCUUGGCAGUGAUUCUGACAAGAUUAAUCCAUUGGUUCCUGUCGACCUAGUUAUUGAUCACUCAGUUCAAGUUGAUGUAACAAGGUCAGAAAAUGCAGUCCAGGCUAAUAUGGAGCUUGAAUUCCAAAGGAAUAAGGAGAGAUUUGCCUUCCUUAAGUGGGGAUCCAAUGCUUUCCAAAACAUGCUUGUUGUUCCACCUGGGUCUGGUAUUGUGCAUCAGGUGAAUCUUGAAUAUCUUGGAAGGGUUGUGUUCAAUAGGGAAGGCUUGCUCUACCCAGAUAGCGUGGUCGGAACAGAUUCCCACACCACUAUGAUUGAUGGGUUAGGAGUUGCUGGCUGGGGUGUCGGAGGUAUUGAGGCAGAAGCUGCAAUGCUUGGCCAGCCAAUGAGCAUGGUGUUGCCUGGAGUUGUCGGGUUCAAGCUAUCAGGGAAUUUGCGAAAUGGUGUAACUGCCACUGACUUGGUUCUGACUGUCACUCAAAUGCUGAGGAAGCAUGGUGUUGUUGGAAAGUUUGUUGAAUUCUAUGGUGAGGGAAUGAGUGGUCUUUCAUUGGCUGACAGGGCCACCAUUGCAAACAUGGCUCCUGAAUAUGGUGCAACAAUGGGUUUCUUCCCUGUAGAUCAUGUUACUUUGCAAUACCUCAAGUUAACAGGGAGAAGUGAUGAAACAGUUGGAAUGGUAGAGUCAUAUCUCCGUGCAAAUAAUAUGUUUGUCGAUUAUAAAGAGCCUCAACAAGAAAAGGUGUACUCUUCUUAUUUGAACUUAGACCUUGCCGAUGUUGAACCAUGUCUGUCAGGGCCAAAGAGACCUCAUGACCGUGUGCCUUUGAAAGAAAUGAAGUCUGACUGGCAUGCUUGCCUAGAUAACAAAGUUGGAUUCAAGGGAUUUGCUGUGCCAAAAGAGGUGCAAGAUAAAGUGGCCAAGUUUUCCUUCCAUGGGCAACCUGCAGAGCUCAAACAUGGCAGUGUUGUGAUUGCUGCUAUCACAAGUUGCACAAAUACAUCCAAUCCCAGUGUUAUGCUAGGAGCAGCUCUGGUUGCCAAAAAGGCAUCUGAGCUGGGUCUACAUGUUAAGCCAUGGGUUAAAACUAGCCUUGCCCCAGGCUCUGGUGUUGUUACAAAAUAUUUACUCAAGAGUGGUCUACAGAAGUAUUUAAAUCAGCAAGGUUUCAACAUUGUUGGCUAUGGCUGCACCACUUGUAUAGGGAACUCUGGGGACUUGGAUGAAUCUGUUGCUUCUGCCAUAUCAGAGAACGACAUUGUUGCUGCUGCUGUACUCUCCGGAAAUCGGAACUUUGAGGGGCGUGUUCAUGCCCUGACAAGAGCAAACUAUCUUGCUUCACCUCCCUUGGUGGUUGCCUAUGCUCUUGCUGGCACUGUUGAUAUAGACUUUGAGAAAGAUCCAAUUGGAGUGGGGAAGGAUGGUAAGGAUGUGUACUUCAGGGAUAUAUGGCCAUCAACUGAAGAAAUUGCUGAGGUUGUUCAAUCAAGUGUAUUGCCAGACAUGUUCAAGAGUACAUAUGAAGCUAUCACAAAGGGAAAUACCAUGUGGAAUGAAUUAUCUGUGCCAACAACAAAGCUGUACCAAUGGGAUCCUAAAUCUACAUACAUCCAUGAGCCACCAUAUUUCAAGGGUAUGACCAUGGAUCCUCCUGGACCUCAUGGAGUGAAGGAUGCUUACUGCUUGCUGAACUUUGGCGACAGUAUUACUACUGAUCACAUUUCACCUGCUGGAAGCAUUCAUAAAGAUAGCCCUGCUGCUAGGUACCUUAUGGAGCGGGGUGUCGAUCGCAGGGACUUCAACUCAUAUGGUAGCCGUCGUGGUAAUGAUGAGAUUAUGGCUAGGGGUACUUUCGCCAAUAUCCGCCUUGUAAACAAGCUGUUAAACGGGGAGGUUGGUCCAAAGACGGUCCACAUUCCUUCUGGAGAAAAGCUAUCUGUGUUUGAUGCUGCUAUGAAAUACAAAUCCGCUGGACAAAGCACUAUUAUCUUGGCUGGAGCUGAAUAUGGAAGUGGAAGCUCCCGAGAUUGGGCUGCCAAGGGACCAAUGUUGUUGGGAGUUAAAGCUGUAAUUGCUAAGAGCUUCGAGAGGAUUCAUCGCAGUAACUUGGUAGGAAUGGGUAUUGUGCCUCUAUGUUUUAAGGCUGGGGAGGAUGCAGAUACACUUGGAUUGACAGGUCAAGAGCGCUAUACCAUUGAUCUUCCUGAAAAUAUUAGUGAGAUCCGCCCUGGGCAAGACGUUACUGUACAAACAGAUACUGGAAAAUCCUUCACCUGCGUAGUGCGGUUCGACACUGAGGUGGAGUUGGCUUAUUUCAACCAUGGAGGUAUUCUUCAAUAUGUCAUUCGUCAAUUGACAAAGCAAUGAGGAUCGCUAUGAUUAUUUGGCCACGUUUACAAAGCUGCCCGCUUAAUUGUGGGAAGAUGACAGAGCGUAAAGAGAGAGAUCUUCUUCUCAAUAGAGCAACUUGAGAAGGGAAUAAAUGAUUUUAAAACUUUUUUAUGUCCCUUUUGUUGGACAAAGUGUUGUUUAUUUACUUCUAAAGGCACUGUCAAGCUAGUCUUUUUCCUGCGGAUAGCAUUAUACCAUUUUUUUUGGUAAUAAAAUUUAAAUUGAGAUUCUCUUCAGCAAGUUCUCGUUGAAGUGAAACUUGCAAGUUCUUUUUGUUA